Phyllostomus hastatus (greater spear-nosed bat) is the source of this 3013-nucleotide messenger RNA. It is a transcript of the gene KBTBD13, whose product is annotated as kelch repeat and BTB domain containing 13. NCBI's taxonomy places the organism in Eukaryota, Metazoa, Chordata, Mammalia, Chiroptera, Phyllostomidae. The transcript has a single exon. The record is from RefSeq and is a predicted model, not a curated record. Gene Ontology annotation, molecular function: protein binding. The coding region runs from base 63 to 1439 and encodes 458 amino acids.
CCAGAGUCUGUGGCCGCUGAAUCCAGGCCCGCAGCGAGGCAGCCUCGGCCCUCCCGCUCGCCAUGCCUCGGGGUCUAGAGACCGCGGUGCAGGUGUGGGUAGGUGGCCAGCUCUUCCAGGCCGACCAGGCCCUGUUGGUGGAGCACUGCGGCUUCUUCCGUGGCCUCUUCCGAUCCGGCAUGAGGGAGGCGCGCGCGGCCGAGGUUCGCCUAGGCGCCCUGAGCCCGGCCGGCUUUCGCACUACGCUGCAGGUGCUGCGCGGCGAGCGGCCGGCGCUGGAGGCUGCGGAGGAUCUGCUGCAGGCGGUGGAGUGCGCCGCCUUCCUGCAGGCGCCCGCGCUGGCGCGCUUUCUGGAGCACAGCCUCACGUCCGACAACUGCGCGUUGCUGUGCGACGCGGCCGCCGCCUUCGGCCUGCGAGAUGUGUUCCACAGCGCCGCGCUCUUCAUCCGCGACGGCGCGCCGGACCUGGCGACCGAGCUGGCGCUGCCCGAGGCCCGCGCGUACGUGGCGGCCCUGCGGCCCAGCAGCUAUGUGGCCUUAAGCACGCACACGCCCGCGCCUGGCUUCCUGGAGGACCAGUCGCGAUCGGUGUGUUACCUGGACGAGGAGGAGGACGCGUGGCGCACGCUGGCCAUGCUGCCCUUGGAGGCCAGCACAAUGCUGGCCGGCGUGGCCACGCUGGGCAACAAGCUCUACAUCGUGGGGGGCGUGCGGGGUCCCAGUAAGGAGGUGGUGGAACUGGGCUUCUGCUACGACCCUGAGAGCGGCACCUGGUGCGAGUUCCCCAGCCCGCACCAGCCGCGCUACGACACGGCGCUGGCCGGCUUCGACGGCUGCCUCUACGCCAUCGGCGGCGAGUUCCAGAGGAUGCCCAUGAGCUCCGUGGAGCGCUAUGACCCGGCUGCGGCAUGCUGGAGCUUUGUGGCAGACCUGCCGCAGCCGGCUGCCGGCGUGCCCUGCGCCCAGGCAUGUGGUCGCCUCUUCGUGUGUCUGUGGCGGCCAGCUGACACCACAGCUGUGGUGGAGUACACGGUGCAGGCCGAUGCAUGGCUGCCAGUGGCCGAGUUGCGACGUCCGCAGAGCUAUGGCCACUGCAUGGUAGCCCACCGCGACAGCCUCUACGUGGUGCGCAACGGGCCAUCCGACGACUUUCUACAUUGUGCCAUCGACUGCUUCAACCUGGCCACGGGCCAGUGGACAGCGCUGCCCGGCCAGUUUGUCAACAGCAAGGGAGCGCUCUUCACAGCGGUGGUGCGUGGUGACAUUGUCUAUACUGUCAAUCGCAUGUUCACACUGCUCUACGCCAUUGAGGGCAGCGCCUGGCGGCUGCUCAGGGAAAAGGCAGGCUUCCCAAGGCCCGGCUCCUUGCAGACCUUUCUCCUGAGACUGCCUAGUGGCGCUCAAGGGCCUGUCGCCUCGACAACACCUGAACUGUGACUUCUGGGCCGGGCUUUAGGGGGGAUGACCUCCUGAGUUCUCCCUGAGUCAUGGCUGGGUCUAUGAGGCGGGCCUUCGGAGCGGCGGGGGACUCCUCUUCCUGGUUGAGAUGAUCAGAUCUCACGUUGUCAGGUGGUGUAAACAUGCCCAAGAAACUCAGGGCACAAAGACGAUGCUAGGGUCUGAGCCUUCAAAUUACUUGGGCAUUGCUGAAAGCUGGUGGGUCGAAAUGUCAGUGGCGGCGGUGGGGGAGGGGAGAAAUUGCUGUCAUCUAGGCUUGUGUGUGAAUGGGCCAGGAAUUGAGCAUGGGUGGGAGUGGGUUAAGUGAUGAUAAUCAAACUGCCAGUCACUAGGCAAAAAUUAGGCAACUACUAUGUGCCCAGCACACUGCUUGCCCUAGUGUAGUUGGUAGUUGCCAGCCAGCCAGAGGUCCACCAAGCUUAGAGUUUAGCCCAGAAAAAACUCAAUCCUAACAGAACAUUUAGGGGAUGACAGAAGGCUUACACAUAUUUGUCUUGGUCCACAAAGGGUUGAAGGCAAUAUUUAAAAAAAAAAAGAAAAAGAAAAACCCCCACAAUGUAAUAUAAAUAUAAAACAAAGUACUGAAGAAAUUAGGGAAAAGGGAAAAUAGGGAAAGAAAAAAUAUGUAAUUCCAGGAAGGAGGGUACACCAUGUGAAGAAGACAGGCAGGAUAAUUAGCUGCUGAAAGGGAGGCUCAUAUGGCGGAAACAGUGAGAGCUCAGAAGGCCCAGAAGAGGAGAGAUGAGGGACGGCUUCAGCAGUUGCGGAGUCUCCGUGAACCCCGCCUUUGAGGCAGAGCAGCUGUGCAUGGAGACAUCUGGGGCUGGGGCAAGGCUGGGCUGGUUUGCAGAGACAAUAACUGAACCGAAACUGGAGAGAUACCUGUGAGGAGAAAAGGUUUCCUUACCCCCUUAUAGGGUUUGAAUCUGCAGGGGAGAACCCAGUUGUAAUCCCCUUGCCUACCCCCCUUUAUUUCAUCACCUCAGGGCAGUGGACUAUUAACUUCCAUGAGUACAGGUCACUCAAUGUAUGAGCCAGUCCUGACCAGGUCUAAUUGCCUCAUCCUAUCCUUCCUCCACAUUCUACAGGUUAAUUCUCUCCUCCUAGCCUCUGCUCCUGAUAUUCUCUGGUCCCGGAAUGCCUUUCCUCUUCUCUUUCUGUUGGCUCUGUCCCCACCUCCUCUGCUCAGAUUUGGCUGGUCGUGAGCUUGGCUGCCCACACUGCUUACUGAAUCCCUGACUGAUGUCAUCCUGCGUGUGUGCACGUGCAGCCGUGCAAAUGUGCAGAUAGAAGGACAGAGAUCCCACUGUGCCAUCAGCUGAGCUGGGACACUCUCCUGCCUACAGAGUAACAUGCGAGGUCCUGACAGCACCCACGUUGCAGAGGCCAAUAAUUAGGAACUUGGUGUUAGAUGAAGACUCUUGUCCCUCCUUUAAAAUGCCCCCACCCUGGUUCCUGAUCCGACGCCCACCCCCAACCUCCAUCCUUUCUAUGCCCCUGGGCAGACUUCUCUGACUGGUCCUGAAUGGUCUCCAUCCUCCAGGACCUGAGGC